AUGGGCAUCGAGUCCAAAAUCACGUCGAAAGGCCAAACGACGAUCCCGGCCGAGAUCCGUGAGUUUCUGGCGCUGCACCCCGGCGACCGUAUCGGCUACGAAAUUCGGGACGGCAGGGUCGAGAUCGUGCCGAAAAACCGCAGCGCGCUGGAUUUCGCCGGUAUCUUGCAUGAUCCGGGCCGAAAACCGGUAUCGGUGGAGGAGAUGAACGAGGCGAUUGGCGCCGCUGUCACCGAGCGAUAUGAGCGCGCGCUGCUGACGCGUGAUGACGAGACGCAAUACCAGGCGGCCGUAAAGCUCAUUAAGGCAGCCCGCGACAACGGGCCGCUUUUUGUCAAUCCGCUGGUGGUAACGGAGGCAGUCUGGGUGCUGGAAAGCGUCUACGAAACAGAUCGGCAAGUCGCGCGAACCCAAUUGGCCGGCCUUCUGGACACCGUGGAAAUGGCGGUGCCGGCGACCCUUGCCAUUGGCGAAUGGACACGGUGGAUGCAAUCGAUGCACCGGGACAUGGCAGACAUUGUGAUUGCCGAGACAAACCGCGAAAGCGGUUGCACGUUCACUUACACAUUCGACAAGAAGGCGGCCAAAACGCCCGCCCGCCUGAUCUCCGCCGACAAGCGCGACGAGGAUGCCGACGCCUCCCUGCGGCCGCGCACGCUGGACGACUUCACCGGUCAGGCGGCGGCGCGCGCCAAUCUCAAGGUCUUCAUCGAGGCGGCCAAAAAACGCGCCGAGGCGCUCGACCACGUGCUGUUCGUCGGCCCGCCCGGCCUUGGCAAGACGACGCUGGCCCAGAUCAUGGCGAACGAACUGGGCGUCAAUUUUCGCGCCACCUCCGGGCCGGUGAUCGCCAAGGCCGGCGAUCUGGCGGCGCUCCUGACCAAUCUCGAAGAGCGCGAUGUCCUGUUCAUCGACGAGAUCCACCGGCUCAAUCCGGCGGUCGAGGAGAUCCUUUAUCCGGCGAUGGAGGAUUUCCAGCUCGACCUGAUCAUCGGCGAAGGGCCGGCGGCGCGCUCGGUCAAGAUCGAUCUGGCCAAAUUCACCCUCGUCGCCGCCACCACGCGCCUCGGCCUUCUGACGACACCGCUGCGCGACCGGUUCGGCAUUCCGGUGCGGCUCAAUUUCUACACCGCCGAGGAGCUGGAGACGAUCGUCACGCGCGGUGCCCGCAUCAUGGGCCUGCCGAUGAGCGGCGACGGCGCCCGCGAGAUCGCCGCCCGCGCCCGCGGCACGCCGCGCAUCGCCGGCCGGCUGCUGCGCCGCGUCCGCGAUUUCGCCGAUGUCGCCGGUGCGACCGAAGUGGACCGCCGCGUCGCCGACGAAGCGCUGUCGCGGCUGGAGGUGGACGCGAUCGGGCUUGAUGAACUCGACCGGCGCUAUCUGGACCAGAUCGCCCGCAAUUUCGGCGGCGGCCCCGUCGGCAUCGAAACCAUCGCCGCCGCGCUUUCAGAGCCGCGCGAUGCGAUCGAGGACAUUAUCGAGCCGUUCCUGAUCCAGCAGGGCUUCAUCCAGCGCACGCCGCGGGGCCGAAUGCUGACGGCCAAUGCGUGGGGCCAUCUGGGCCUGACCGCCCCCGCCGACCUCGCGGCCAAGCAGGCCGGGCUGUUCGAUGAGGGGGAGUAG
This is a messenger RNA of Effrenium voratum, 1623 nucleotides long. NCBI's taxonomy places the organism in Eukaryota, Dinophyceae, Suessiales, Symbiodiniaceae. The record is from the annotation of a GenBank genome assembly.